UUCACCAAUACUAAAUCUCAACCAGGGACUUUGUGUUACUCCACCUAUUCUACAAACAGUAAUUAGAUUCCUGCACUGGGCCGUUGUACGAAUUUUAACUUUUACGGCAGAUUUGAAAUUUAUUUGCCACGAUGGAACAAGCCCUUGUCGUGUUACAGUAUGUCAUGGCGGUACAGGGUUCGGUUGGUGUAAUCGGGAAUCUUCUAGUGUGUUUGACAAUUGCAAAAACUAAAUCAAUGCAUAAUGUAACCAACUGCCUUCUUUUCAACUUGGCUUCGGCAGACGCAUGCGUGUCACUCAUGGCUUUCUUGGAGCUUUACUUUGGACUUCAUUUCCGUUCCAAAAUCGGUAUAUUCGGAUAUUGCACUCCAUCAUUCAUCUUCAAUUUCAACUCCCAUUUCAUGUACGGCUACUUUGUGAAAAGUUUAUAUACAUGCUCAAUACUGAGUCUGACUUUAGCAACAUUCGAACGCUACAUUGGGAUCAUUCACCCAUUCCAGCAUUCGAGUUUCUUGACAAGAAGAAAGAUCAUCAGUAUGUUGUGUUCUACCUGGGUGUUACCGCUUCUGUAUGAGUUGCCGACAACAAUAGCCUUUAUCAUCCUGUACGUAUCCGAUAACUGCACAAUACCAACAUACGACAAGUACCCAGGUUUGCUUGUACUAGAAGUAGUGAGAACAUUCGCGACGUUUGUAUUGCCUUGCAUUGUACUGGCUUUCAUGUACAUCAAGAUCUUGGUAAAUUUGAAGUCAGGAGCUCGACAUCUUGAAGAACAAGGAGUCCAGGGGCCACCUCAAGAGCUUUAUCGAGCUCACAAGAAAGUCACUCAAGCUCUUAGCUUCGUCGUAGCAGCCUUCUUCAUUCUCAUUCUGCCAGGUCAAAUGUUAAGGCUGUUAAUAAUUUACACUAAUUAUUUUGGUGGUAAUUACGACUUAUCGGAAUGCCUUUCUAAAAUCAACUCUAUAUUGAUUUCAUGUAACUCUGUCAUAAAUCCAAUUGUAUAUGGAUUCAAAUACACACAGCUACGCAGAGCCUGUAUUGCCGUCCUAUGCCCAUGUAGUACACGCUGUAACAGGUCCAACCAAGUUCAACAACACGUCCCAGGCAGAAUUUAA
Messenger RNA from Asterias rubens (European starfish), 1115 nucleotides. Its product is annotated as neuromedin-U receptor 2-like. The transcript has a single exon. Bases 132 to 1115 code for a protein of 327 amino acids. NCBI's taxonomy places the organism in Eukaryota, Metazoa, Echinodermata, Asteroidea, Forcipulatida, Asteriidae. Gene Ontology annotation, biological process: G protein-coupled receptor signaling pathway. Gene Ontology annotation, molecular function: G protein-coupled receptor activity. Gene Ontology annotation, cellular component: plasma membrane. The record is from RefSeq and is a predicted model, not a curated record.